Molecule: messenger RNA, 1894 nt
Organism: Cyanistes caeruleus (blue tit)
Lineage: Eukaryota; Metazoa; Chordata; Aves; Passeriformes; Paridae
Source: RefSeq, a predicted model, not a curated record
AUGGUGUCUCAGUGCAACACCGUGGUAGCAACCAGCACCUGUUCUCUGACCUUCAGCAAGCCCAACAGAAGAGAACAGGCAAGGCAGGCUUCCUCCACCUCCAAGGCAGUGGACGUGGUGGGCAUCCUCAUCCUCUGCCUGCUUCCUGCGGCGGCCGCGCUGGACUUCAAGUACCACCACACGGAGGAGCUGGAGGCGUACCUGAAGGGGGUUCAUGCCGCCAACCCCUCCCUCACCCACUUGCACAGCAUCGGGCGAUCGGUGGAAGGUAGAGACCUCUGGGUUCUUGUUCUGGGAAGGUUUCCAACCCAUCAUAAGAUUGGCAUUCCAGAGUUCAAGUAUGUUGCUAAUAUGCAUGGGGAUGAGACUGUUGGGAGAGAAAUCCUGCUCCAUUUGAUAGAUUUCCUGGUGAGCAGCUAUGGACGUGACCCAGUUAUUACCCGGUUACUCAAUAAUACCCGGAUUCAUAUCAUGCCAACAAUGAAUCCGGAUGGAUUUGAAGCUACAAAAGUGCCUGAUUGUUAUUACACACGAGGAAGGUACAACAGGAAUGGAGAAGAUCUGAACAGAAAUUUUCCUGAUGCCUUUGAAAAUAACAGUGCCAGCAUUCAGCCAGAAACUCGAGCAGUAAUGGACUGGAUAAAAAAUGAAACAUUUGUUCUUUCAGCAAACUUGCACGGGGGUGCCCUGGUUGCCAGUUACACCUUUGAUAAUGGUAACCCAGUUACUGGCUCUUUGAAUGGCUAUAGCAGAUCUCCAGAUGAUGAUGUCUUUAUUCACCUGGCAAAAACCUAUUCUUCCAACCACGCCAGCAUGUACAAAGGGACGGGGUGUGACAACAGGCAAACCUUCCCAGAAGGCAUUACCAACGGGUACUCCUGGUACCAGCUGGAAGGUGGAAUGCAAGAUUACAACUAUGUCUGGGGACAGUGUUUUGAAAUUACAUUGGAGCUGUCAUGCUGUAAAUAUCCUCCAGCAGACCAGCUGGAAAAGUUCUGGAGAGACAACAAAGUUGCUCUGAUCGAAUAUAUCAAACAAGUACACCUAGGUGUCAAAGGCCAAGUUACUGAUAAGAAUGGGAAUCCUAUUCCCAAUGCCAUCGUGGAAGCCAAAGGAAGGCCACAUGUCUGCCCCUACAGAACAAAUGAACAAGGGGAGUACUUUCUUCUCCUUUUGCCUGGGACCUAUGUGAUCAAUGCUACUGUACCAGGAUUUAGAUCGAUGCUGAAGACAGUGGAAAUACCUGACAACACUGGAAACUUCAGUGCUUUGAAGCAGGACUUCUCCUUCCCAGAGGUCUCAGAUCAGAUCAGAUCAAGAGUUACUUCAUGCCCCAAAACUCCCCUCUACCAAGAGUUCACACGGGCUUCAUCUGCAGUAAAACCAACUGUACACAUCUUGGUUUUAAUGACAGUUAUGCUGGUAAUUUUCAAAUAAAGUCAGGAAUGACAAAGGCUAAAGGCAAAAUCUUCCUGCACAAAUAUGGCUUUUUGGAGAAGGAAUUGUAUAUGCAAAAGAAUGUAUGUUUUUACAAACCAAAUUCUCGGAUUCACAAUCAUGUUUACUGUAUUUUGUAAAAUACUGGCUUGACAAUUGAAUGUUUUACUUUAGUUACAGCAGAUGUAUUUUUAAUUGUAACAGACUCAUAUUUUUCUAUGUAUUUUACUCUGACACAAUUUUGUACAGCCUGUGGCGAUAACCACAGAAUUUUGAUGCAGAAAGUACAAAUACAUUUUAAAGACUUUUCCCAAAUUCAAAAACAUUGAGGAUUGUACUGCAGUGUUUCAUGCAAGCUCAGGUUCCUCACUGAGCCAACAGCUCAGGUACCACACAACUGUAAGUCAUCAGCUCAAUACUGAUUUCUCAUAAUAAAGCCACUGCUAUAAAUGAAGAA